GCUGCGCCUGGUGCGAGCGCUCCGAUUGGCCGAGCCCGCGCGUGACGUCGCGCAGCCCAGCUGUUGAUUUGCCGUUGUCUCCGAGGCUGGGCCGAGCGCCUUUUGACGAUGGGCACCGGCAGGUAGAGCUCAGAAGUGUGUGCGCGCGCCACAGAGGAAGAGAGAGAGAAAGAGAAAGAGAGAGAGAGAGAGAAACGGGGAGAGAGAGAGAGAGAGGCUGCUUCAGGGAGCUGGCAGCUUGCAGCGACGUUCGUGGCCAGCGCUGCCGCCGGUACUAUGGAAACUAAUCCCCUGACCAAUGGAGAUAAUGAAGGCAGCCAUGAGGCAGGUCUCUGAGAGACAUGAUUGGCUCCUCGGAGGGCUGCGGUCUUCUGACCUGGACCCUGCGCUGCUGACGGGGACAUGGGAGUCUUCCUCCGAGCGUCCUGCAGGCUCAACGCAAGCAACGACCCGGCCGACCGCACCCAAGGGGACCCAGGGCUCGCCCUCCCGGCCAGCCGGACCCACGUCCGGGCCCAGCACCGCAAAGCACUGAUACGACUGACGCAAUGAGAGGCCUGGAGGCGGAGGGGACCCGCGCCGCCCCGGCGGACGUCCCGACCAAGGCCGAGAGCCGCGAACGGAGCGAGCCCGACCCGGGCGAGGGCCGCCGCGACGGCGGGAAAGAGCCGCAGCCGCAAACCCCAGCAGCUGGACAGACAGGGAAGAGGUCGAAGUCGAACGCAAAGUUAAAGUUAGUUCGGAGCCUGGCCGUUUGCGAAGAGUCUCCUCCUUCCCCUUUUACUGAACUGGCCCGAGAACACCAGGACGAGAUUCCGAUUCGGCCGUCGCCGCCAAUAACCAAAGAAGAGCCGCCCGUGGAGGAUGGGGCGGGGAAGGAGAAGGGCGCGGACAAAGCGGAGAAGCCCGAGAGGGUUCCUCGGAAGAUGCUGUCGAGAGAUUCCAGUCAGGAAUACACGGACUCUACGGGAAUUGAUCUCCACGAGUUCUUGGUAAACACGCUGAAAAACAACCCCAGGGACAGAAUGAUAUUACUGAAGUUGGAACAGGAUAUCCUUGAUUUUAUCAGUAAUAACGAAAGCCAGAGGAGAAAGUUCCCUCCCAUGACUUCUUACCACAGAAUGCUGUUACACCGAGUGGCAGCGUACUUUGGGCUGGACCACAACGUGGACCAAUCCGGCAAAUCUGUCAUCAUCAACAGAACCAGCAGCACCAGAAUACCAGACCAGAAGUUUACGGAGCACAUCAAAGACGAGAAGAUGGACGACUUCCAGAAACGUUACAUCCUCAAGAGGGACAACUCGAGCUCGGACAGAGAAGACGGCAUGAUUCGGAUGAGGCUGAAGGACGACAGGAGAAGCAAGUCUAUCGAGGAGCGGGAAGAGGAGUACCUGCGUGCCAGAGAGAGAAUCUUCUCUCAAGACUGCCCGGAAAAUUUCCAGUUGGAAAAAAGGAUCCAUGAAAACGAGGCUUCUAACAGCACACAAAAGAGAAGGCAGGUGUUCAGGUUGAGGGACGGCUGGUCGGCCAACCAGAGCAGCUCGGAGAACGAGGCCCGGGGCUCCGAGCCGCGGCCCUGGAGCAGCACUGACUCGGACAGCUCCAACCGCAACCUGAAGCCCGCCAUGACCAAGGCCAGCAGCUUCAGCGGCAUCUCUGUGCUCGUCCGCGGAGACAGCUCCAGCAGCAGCAGGGGCACCGGCAGGCUGUCCAAGACAGGUUCCGAGUCGUCUAGUAGCGUAGGGUCCUCCACGGGCUCGCUCCCUCGUCCCCAGCAGCCCCUCCCCACCCUGAGUCUAACGCAGCCCGGCCACGCUGCCCCGCCAGCGGCCUACCCCACCGUCAGUGCUAGCUGCCCCGUGCCCUACGAGGGGGUGGCCAGCAGCCCUGUAGCGCCCGCGGCUAACGCUAGCUACUGUUUGCUUCCUCUGGAAGCCACGGGGAUACCCCCCGGCAGCAUCCUUCUCAAUCCUCACACAGGCCAGCCUUUUGUGAACCCCGACGGCAGCACUGUGGUCUACAACCCCACGAUGGCUCAGCAGCAGGGCCGUACCCAGCAACCUCUGCCCCCUCCUCCUCCUCCUCCACCACCCCCGCCGGCCCCCCACCCGCACCAGCCAGCCAAUCACAUCGUCUCCCAGCCGGUUCGGCCCUUGCAGCCCACUGCGCAGCCUGUCCAGUACUCAGCCGUGUCUUACCCAGCUCAGCUGCUGCCUGUGUCUCCUAACCAGCAGUACACUGUGCAGGACAGCCUGGGCGCCCAGUUCGGUCACAUGACCCUGGCCCGGCAGCCGUCCGGCGAGGGCCCCGACGCCCACGCCGCCGUGUACCCCUCCGCAGUGGUGCUCCACCCCCCCCAGCAGGGCGGCUACAUGGUGGUGCCCCCGGGCCAGCCCCUCCCCGCCCCCGCCUACGCCGCCUCGGCCCCGCCCAUCAGCCAGCCGGUCACGCAGCAGCAGGGCUUUGUGCAGCAGCCAAUCCAGCAGAUGCCUCCGUGCUACUGCGCAUCCGGCCAGUACCCCCACUCCUGUCAGUACCGGCCUGUCACCCCAGUGCACUACAACAGUGCUCAAAGCCAGCAGCCCAUGUCCCACCCCAGCCAGCAGCCAGGCUAUCAGACCGUGAUGCCGGGCCAGCCGCAGAGCUAUCAAGGCCUGGUCGGAGUGCAGCCGGCUCCCCCUCAGAGCGUGAUGGUCCAGUACCCCUCCGUGCCGUCCUAUCAGGUGUCCGUACCACUGGGGUCCCAAGGCGUGGUCCAGCAGACGCCCCAGCAGCCAAUGGUCAUCCCGAAUCAGUGCAGCCAGGGGUCCAUGCCCGCCCCCGGCGUGCAGGUGUACUACAGUGUCAUCCCACCCGGUCAACAGAACACGGUGAGCUCCUCAGUAGGAUUUUUGCCACCCCCAGGGACAGAGCAGAUUCAGUUCCCUCGGACCCCUCCCUCCCCCUGCGUCUCCCAGCAGUUUCCCCGGCAACAGUGUGCAGGUGUCCCCCCUCCCCCGGCGGGCGGGAUGGUCAUGAUGCAGCUGACGUUGCCCUCGGCCCCCCAGACCCCCGCUCACUCGCCCACCCAGUGGAAGCAACAUAAAUACUACAGCCUGGACCACCAGAGGGGCCAGAAGUUCACAGAGCCCCCCGCCCUCGAUACCUCACAGAGCAGUUUGCAGCUGGGCAGCCCCGUUACCUCCCCCACCCAGUCGCUCACCCCGGCCCAUCUGACCAACGCAAAGAACAUCCGACCUGGCCUCGCCCCCGUCUCCAUCCUGCCCCACUUCCACAGAACCUUCGUCCCCGGACAAGGCGACGCGCGGUACCGUUUGUUGGGGCAGCCCCUUCAGUACACCCCUCCCAUCCGCCCCCCAGUGCUCCACGGCCCCCACGUGGUCCCCGGUCACCAGGGUCCCGCAGGAACCGCGCACGGGGGCAGAAGCAGGAAGCCGGCGAGAAAGACGCUGUCGACAGAUCUCACUGCAGCCGAGGCAGUUAACGGAAGAGUCCUGGAAGUGACCGACCUGCCGGAGGGGAUCAGCCGCGCGGAGGCGGACGCUGUCCUCCGGGGACUGUGCAAGCUCGGCGCCACCAUCAGGUGGCUGCCGGACCGUCAGCCGCGCCCGCCCUGCGGGGCCGGGGCCGGCGAGGCGAACUCCGGCUGCCCGAAGCCGCCGCCGCCCGACCCGGCCUCGGCCUACACCGUCCUCGCCGCCUUCCCCUCCCCCUACGCCGCGCAGGGCGCCCUUCUCCGACACAGCGGCUCCCCCGCCGCCUUCAGACUCCGAACUAGUAAGAGCCACUGCGACGCUCACAGCCUGGAGAGGGCCAGCUCCCAGUAGGGGGCGCCGCUGCCGCGGCCCUCGGCUGGCGAGGUCGCCAAAACCGCCGCCUCUGCCGCCACCGGUCUCUUCCCGUCACGUUCACUCCCCACUUCCUCUUUCUCACUAAACUGGCUUUAUUUCAUGGGUUUUUCACUUGAAGUCUUGGAGAUUUCUGUUGUCUUGGUAAUGUUCCAGCGAUAUGAAAAAUGAAAGUACAUAAAAGCUUCCCGUGCGAGUAUGAAAAAAUACAAAGUUCCAAACAUAAAUACCAGCAUCUGAGUUCCCUGGAACACAUCAAAAAUCCAAUGUACUUUUUUUUUUUUUAUAGUUCUGUUUUAUAUUUAGAAAAUCUUGUCAGACCCUAAACUUGGUUGUACAGCUGAGCUGUUUCCCCCACCCACAAUUUCUUGGUUUCUGACCUGGCUUAGUUUUUACCUUCAGAAUGCACCAGAUGAGAUCCAAAUGGUUGGUGCCGGGCAUUUUGCCAGCUGCUUAGAAUUAAUGUGAUUGGUCCGCCUAGGGGAGCCACAAGCUGCUGAAUUGGGUCUCUCGUUGUGCCUUGUGUCAGAAAUCUGCAGUAUUGUUCUCCAAAAUCCCAAAGGACCCCUGUAACAUCCCAGGUGUGACCUCUGUAAAAAGAAAAGAACACAAUUCCUCCCCCCCCCCCCCCCCCCC
This is a messenger RNA of Anguilla anguilla (European eel), 4484 nucleotides long. Its product is annotated as R3H domain-containing protein 1-like. Gene Ontology annotation, molecular function: nucleic acid binding. NCBI's taxonomy places the organism in Eukaryota, Metazoa, Chordata, Actinopteri, Anguilliformes, Anguillidae. Bases 549 to 3827 code for a protein of 1092 amino acids. The record is from RefSeq and is a predicted model, not a curated record. The transcript is spliced from 27 exons.